AAUUAAUUUAACCCAGCUCUCCUACGCUGUAUCCCUGGGGAAAACGUGAUAAACCACAAAAAACAUGGUGGUCAUAUUGCAUAGCCAAGCAACAACCGUGCCCAUUGUCCUGGAAAUGCAGUGGACCCCCAUCUCCAGACCUCAGUCCCUAUAUGAGAACCAGAUGACAGAUGUGACACACGCCAUCGCAGGAGAUUCUAGCCUAAUUGAUGAAUCAUGUGACUUGGCCCACGUCAGACGUUUUUACUGGAGCGUCCCAUCAAGGCAGCAAAUUGCUGCAUUCCUGCCAGCUGCUCCAUAUCAGGCGAGUCAUCAGUGCCAACAGGACAAUUCUGGAAGACCUAAAGGGCUUUGCCAAUUUAUUUCUGGCUGCAUUUUCUCCAUCUUCUCCAAACAAGAGGGAUCACGCCGCAGGAGGCGUACUGGAAACGGAGUGAAUCGCAGCAGCCGUGAGCGCAGCAGACGAGGCAGUGCUCCGGUCCGUAUCGGGCGUGACGUCAGGCCGUGGGAGCCGCGCGGGGACCGGGAGCAGGUGUGUAGCGGCGCUGCCGUGCGCUUUCUUACCCACAGCCGUACCUCCACCGCUCCAGACGACAUGGGGAAGCUCCAAGAAUUUGAUAUCGCUUUUACCAACAACAAGGUGGUGUACAGUCCUGGAGAGUCCAUAUCGGGAACCGUGAAGAUCACAACUAGCCACCCUCUGCAAUGUAAAGCCGUCAAAGUGAGCUGUACAGGAGCCUGUGGGGUCUCCAGCAAGAUGAACGACACCUCGUGGGCGGUGGAGGAGCAGUACUUCAACAGCACACUGUCGGUGGCAGAUAAAGGUACGCUGACGCAGGGCUCUCACAGCUUUCCCUUCCAGUUCCUCAUUCCAGCUGCAGCCCCGACCUCUUACGAAGGGCCUUUCGGGAAAAUCGAGUACAAGAUGAAAGCCGUCAUAGACACGCCUCGCUUCUCCAAGGACUACAAGGCACAGAAGUCCUUCUACCUGCUGAAUCUCUUCAACCUGAAUGACGUGCCUGACAUUGAGAAGGCCAGCUCAGCCGUGACGACGAAGAAGUUCAACUACCACCUGGUGAAGACGGGGACACUGAUGCUGAAGGCGCGGACUGAUCUGCGGGGCUACACCCCCGGCCAGGUCAUCAAGCUGGCUGCUGAGAUACACAACAAGUCCGGCAAGGACACGGGCUGCGUGCUAGCCAGCCUCAUCCAGAAGGUGACCUACAGGAGCAAGCGAGUGAUCUAUGACCUGCGGACGAUCGCUGAGGUGGAGGGGGCGGGAGUAAAGGCGGGGAAACACGCGGAGUGGAAGGAGCAGAUCAUCGUACCCCCCUUGCCUCAGUCUGUCCUGGCUGGGUGCAGGCUUAUCGAGAUCGACUACUUCAUCCAGGUUUCUCUGAAGUCACCUGAGGUGGUGGUGACACUGCCCAUCUGGAUUGGGAACAUCGCCAUCAAUCUGAGUCCCUCGCGGCCCGCCCCACCCACCACCCCGGUGCCUCGCUGUCCCCCGCGGCCGGUCUCGCACUCGACGCCCACCGCCAGCCCCGGGGCCGUGAUGCCCAGCGCCCCCCCGGCAGAGGACGACCUGGAGGAGGAGAUGGCCGCGGGGGGUCUGGCCAGCGAGGAGAUCCCGACUAAGAGCCACUCUCAGCAGGACCCCUCAGGCCAGCAGACCACCGUGUCCCCAAACGCCUUCAGCUACGCACCGGGACUCACCUUCCCCCAGAGCCAGCGCUGUGCCGAGGGCCCGGGGCCCCUCUUCUGCGUGUCCACGGGGGCCACCAUCCCGUUCUUCUCCGAGGGCGCCGUGAACCCUGUGCCCACUUCCUGUUCCCUCAUCCUGCCGCCAGAGUACAGCAGUUCACACUACCCGCACGAGCCCCCUCCUAGCUACGAAGAAAGCUGUAGCAGUGACAACUCCAGUUUCAACAGCCGGAGUUAGACUUACAGCUGAAAUGAAAGACAAUAUCGCUUCCAUUCUCUCCCUGCAAGGUCUUACAUCCCCCUACAGGACAGAUGGGGCAUUGCAACCUUUGACUAAAAAGAAUCUUUUUUAAUACUCCUGGAAAAGGAUUGUGGCUUCCUUUCCCCCCCCCCCCCACCCCCUUGUACUUUUCUCCCAUUUGUCCUUUGUCACCGCAAGCAGACAGCGAGAAGAACAUGCACAGAAAUGUAGCUUGGAUGAUAGCAUCUGUGAUGCCUUAAGUCAGGGCUCAGAUUCGGACAUGGAGUCUCUUGGUUUCUCUGUUCUGUUUUCACUCCUGUUGUGACCAAAGCUGGCCUUCUGUGUGUGUGUGUGUUUGAGAAGCGACCUGCACCAAAAAGCGAGCGAGCUUUCCAGGGGAAAGUAAACAAGGCCUCUGAGAAGUGAGACUGUGGGUGACCGUGUGCUCUGGCCACUAGGGGGAGUAUCACCACCACAUGGGGCCACAUGGGGCCUCCCUGGAUUCGUGGUCCAACCACAGGUGCCAUGAGGGUGUGUGGUGAGCCGGGAUGAAUUCAGACCCCCCCCACCCCCUUCACAAGCUCACACCGCAGGAGGGGGGGGUACCAUCUGCUGGGUUUGCUGUAACGCCUUAUCCUUCACCAUUCCCCUGGCAUUCCCCCCCCCCCACCUCUCGUUUCAGUUUUAGAAAGGUCAGAAUUGAUUAACUUGCUGGGUUUUCGUAGUAGCUGACGAAAUUGGAAAGCACAGAGAGCACUUUGGAAAAAUUUAAUACUGUGAGUGAGCUUGUGUGUGUGUGUGUGUGUGUGUGUGUGUGUGUGUGUGUGUGGACAUGCUAGCAUGUUUUUUACUUAUAUUUGGGAUCAUUACUUUAGAAAAGUGGUUAAUCCAUCAUCAAAUCGGACAUUCCUGUCCCAUAACUCUUUCCUGUCGCACGUGCCUAGUGGAUAUCUAUGUGAAUCACUCCCUUUUCGUGCCCCUCUGUUGUUCGUUGAAAUGGUACACCAGUGCUGCUUCGUCACCGUGUCCCAGAAUGACAUGCAGUAACCUUGGGCGUCAGUGAUGAUGAUUCCGUACCACGCCAGAUAUCAACGGGCUUCCACCUGCUCCGGUCUCUGACACCAGCUGGGAUUAGCAUCGCUCAGCCAUUUAAAGAUGCGAAGGUACUCUUUGCCGUGAAAUGGUGCUCUGUCCCUCUCUCGUGCAACACACGACCACAUCGACACUUGUCACCAGUUCAUUUGGGCAGACGUGUAUAUAGAUACGGCAUAAAGAAGACGUGCGUGCCCCCAUGCCAACGUCCUGCUCGUCUCCUUUUCCUGUUUCUUUUUGUAAUAUGUGAAGUCAGCAGAGCCAUGAUGCGCGGGUCCUCGCCGAUUCUCUGCCAUGGUUACGCUGCCGUUUUGCUUCACCGGUAGAUCAGCUUGCAACAUGACUGCUGUUCUUCAUGGACCCCCAACAUUUUGUGAAGAAAUGCCUUAAAAUCCCAUAUGGUUGCAUGUUCCGAGGCCUGCGUUUAGGAUGCGGUGAGCUGUCGUCCUUUCCUGAGAUGGGAUCUCCACUGCUUUUGGCGCGCUAGGCCAGAUCGCCCAAGCGAUGGAGAUGCAUGCCCAUCUAGCUCCCAGUCUUUUUCAAGGUCAGCCACAGAAGGCUCAUUUUGCUACUGCUGUUCUUGUUAAAUAGAAACUACUAACACACUCAUGAUUUUCUAGGCAAAUCUCAUGUGAAAGGCAUUUUACACUUUUAUUCUGUAGUCUUACUGUGUAAAAAUCCCUUUGACCGUGUAUCAUUUUUCAUCUCAGAAUGUUUGAUAGCUUUAUUAAUUUCACCUUGUCAGUUUUUUCUUCAGUUCAUGUAGAUGGUUUGUGGUUUUGUAUUUUAUUUUAUUUUUUUUGCAUAGUGAUAGCUGUUUUCUAUGUGUGACCCGGAUUACUACCCCCCCCCCUAUCCAGACACUGAUUUGUCAAGAGCACCUUAGUGAAUCAAUGUUAAAGCUCAGCAACAAAUUGUUUCAAAUCAAACAUGUAAAUGGUAUUAAUAAAAUUGUUUUAAAAUGUG
Messenger RNA from Paramormyrops kingsleyae, 4003 nucleotides. The record is from RefSeq and is a predicted model, not a curated record. NCBI's taxonomy places the organism in Eukaryota, Metazoa, Chordata, Actinopteri, Osteoglossiformes, Mormyridae.